Messenger RNA from Corylus avellana, 1199 nucleotides. It is a transcript of the gene HSFC1, whose product is annotated as heat shock transcription factor C1. The record is from RefSeq and is a predicted model, not a curated record. Gene Ontology annotation, biological process: cellular response to heat; regulation of transcription by RNA polymerase II. Gene Ontology annotation, molecular function: DNA-binding transcription factor activity; RNA polymerase II cis-regulatory region sequence-specific DNA binding. Gene Ontology annotation, cellular component: nucleus. NCBI's taxonomy places the organism in Eukaryota, Viridiplantae, Streptophyta, Magnoliopsida, Fagales, Betulaceae.
AUCUCAUGCUACUGUACGUGCUUCUGUUUAUAUAUUACGGUGCCGCCUCGGCCAUUUGUUGCCCCCUCACGGUUUGUGUUGUCUACGCCCCUCUUCCAUCCAUCUCAGAAACGGAAAGCGAUAAAGCUGUAAUACUCUGUGUGAGUGUGUGAGAAAGAGAUCGAGAGAGUGUGUGGUAUAUGGAAUGGAGGCGAACAACGUCAUCGCGCCGUUCAUUAUGAAGACUUAUCAGAUGGUCGACGACCCGGCGACAGACACCCUGAUCAGCUGGGGGAGAGCCAAUAACAGCUUCAUCGUCACCGACCCCUUAGACUUUUCGCGGGGGAUCUUACCUGCGUAUUUCAAGCACAACAACUUCUCCAGCUUUGUUCGUCAGCUCAACACAUAUGGGUUCAGAAAGGUGGAUCCUGAUAGAUGGGAAUUCGCGAACGAGUGGUUUCUUCGAGGCCAGAAACACUUGUUGAGGAACAUCGUGCGGAAAAAGCACAGUCGGCAAGGGAAAUACGAGGAGCUAGACGAGGAAGAGAUGGUGAUGGAGAUAGCAAGGUUGAAGGAGGAGCAGCAGGCCUUGGAGGAAGAGCUGCAGGGGAUGAACAAGCGCUUGGAGGCCACCGAGAGACGGCCGCAGCAAAUGAUGGCGUUCCUGUCAAAAGUUGUGGAAGACCCAGAUAUCCUUCCUCGCAUGAUGCUCCAAAAAGAGCACACGAGGCGGCUCGCCGGCGAGAAGAAGCGGCGGCUGAUGCUACCCUCGGCGUCGUCGUCUUCGUCGAUGAAGACUGAGGACGAAGAGCAGAGAACUGUAGGGGUGAAUUCGUCGUCGCCGGAGACUGGAUUUGAAAUCGAUAACUUUCGUGAACAGUCUUCGCCGGAGACACCAAGGCCCGGGUGGGUGAGCCAACGGCCGGUGAUGGGUCGGCCUCAGAUUGCGCAACAGCCCUUUGGUUACUCCGCCAUUGAUAGCUCGUCUCUGCUGGUGUCAUCGGACUACACCGGAAUCGGAAAUGGUAUGGCGAUGUCGCCGCCUGAAAGUGCCUUUUCGUUGUAUGGGAAUAGUACUAGUGGUGGGCAAAUAAGCUAUUUCACAGAAAUGGCGGCGAGUUCACCCCUGCCUUAUCCCUUUUCUUUGUUAGGAGGCGGCUUUUAACUUAGGGUAUUAGUUGCUUCACAUGAUUUAUAUUGGAUUUUGUCUUUUGUAUUAA